CAUCGUCCAUCUCUGGUGGCGAAUUCAUGCGCCGGAUGCUGUUGCACACCGACUGUGGCGGAGCCGCGUCGAGAUGCGCACGGCUUUGCUCACAGCUUGUCCAUGAGUCUGCACAAUCUGGGUGACGCGAAUUUAGAAGCGAGGCUAUGGCGUAGUGAGCAGGAGGCGGAGGCUCUGGUAAGAGUGUGUGGGUUACGUGUUUGGAGAUGUAGAUGGGGAGGAAACGGUGUUUUGGGUGGUGAUUUUGAACCAGGCUAGUUGGCGUUGUCGAUUUGGGGAAGGGUAGUUGAUGCCGCUAGGCGGCGAAGGGGACGCGUAGGAGCAUAGGCACAAUCGUGGUCCUCCAUCGCGAAAGAGAUCGUCUUCGUCGAACACGCCCCCGCACGUACCGUUCGGCUCUGGGCACCGUGAUUCGGCGCGAUCUGUCCCUCAGCCUUUGUUGCAGCACGCGCGCUCGGAAACGUCGGCUCAAGUGCCGAACCCGAAUUCUCAUGCUCGUGCACAUCGGGGGCACAAGCACUUGGAGCACCAAGUUAGUGCAGGAGGGUUUCCAGCUGCUUAUGGUGACGCAGGGUUAGGAGGUUCAGGGUCGCGGACAGAUCAGUUAUUGCCGACGAUUCCAAUGGGUCCUCCUGCUGGGUCGGGCGAGAGCUUGUUGCCCAGCUUUUCGAUCCCCUCGCAGUAUGCAGGUCCGCACGGUCCUCCGAUGUUCAAUAGCCCACCUCGGCCUCCACAGCCUGAUUAUCAUGUGCAGCAGCCCCGAGUGCCUCCCAAUUUCGCAGAGAUUCCAUUAGCUCCUCAUUCACCAGCACAGCUGGCAGAUCACGGGCUUUCUGGCUUAUCAGGGGUUGGCAUACAUGGAGUGACGGAAGAGGAUUUCGAUGCAUAUUGCUUAUCUGCCUCCGCACCCUUCUUGUUGUUUUCAGCUCAAAAGGUAUUUAAUGAGAGGAAGCCCAUGAACACUGCCAGCUUGGGAUUUGGAGCUCUGGUCUGUCCAGGAAGAGAAAUAGAGCCAAGCCUGCCCGUUAUUGUGCAUGAGCCCUACCGCUGUCAAAAUUGUGGAGCGUAUGUCAAUCAACACUGCACCAUUGCACCAAGAACUGGAUUCUGGAGCUGCACGUUUUGCAACAAAUCUAACGAGAGCAACGGAGAGUACAGGGCUCCUAGAGUUGAAGAUUUACGUAAUUGGCCAGAGCUUGCGACGAGCGUGGUCAAUUAUGUCGAUUCAGGGACUCGACGUCCUGGGUUCGUAUCAGUGUCUGACUCAAGUAUGACUGCGCCAAUCAUGCUCCUAAUCGACGACAGCUUAGAUGUAGAACAUUUGACGCAGUUGCAAGGGUCAUUACAUACGUUCUUAGAUUCCCUUUCUCCUGCAACACGGAUCGGGAUUGUUACUUACGGACGGACCGUAUCUGUCUUCGAUCUGUCAGAAUCGACUGUAGCUGCAGCAGAUGUACUACCUGGUGAUUCUAGCUUAAGCCACGAACUCAAGCAGAUGCUUAUAUAUGGGACAGGAGUGUAUCUUGCUCCUAUUCAUGUGUGUCUUUCUGAAGCUCGUAGCAUCGUAUCUGCUCUACGUCCAUAUCGAGGUUGUUUGCCUGAGGCAAAAAGGGAGCGAUGUCUAGGAACAGCUGUUGAGGUGGUGUUGGCCCUGAUUCAAGGUCCAGCAACAGAGCUUCCAGUGAACACAUCCAAGCGCUCUGGUGGAAGAAGCCGGGUGCUGGUCUGCGUUGGUGGACCAACUACGUUGGGUCCUGGAUCGCUUCCUUGCUCUACCACCCACAUGAAUUAUGCAUAUAUGGAGGAGAAUGCAAUCAAACACAUGGGGUAUCUCGGUCAGGAAGCUCGACGUUUAGACAUAGCAUUAGAUAUUUUAUGUGCCGGAACAUGUCCCGUUCGGAUUCCUACUUUACAGCCAUUAGCAAGUGCCUCGGGCGGUCUGUUGGUUUUGCAUGAUGAUUUUGGAGAGGUCUAUUGCACCAACUUGCAACGUGCAGUUCGGCGCUCCACAGGUUUCGGAGGGUUGUUGGAGAUUCGCUGUUCUGACGAUGUUGUCGUGACUCGCGUAAUAGGACCAGGAGAAGAGCCUCGUGGCGAUUCCGGUGUAGGACAGUUUAGAAACGAUACAUCCACAGCUGUGCGCUUACUUAGUGUCGAAGAUUGUCAAGCAUUUGCUAUCACAAUGGAAUUGGAAGAUGACAUAGAAGAAAGUCAUGUAUACUUCCAAAUUGUUGCAAGAUAUACCAGUGUGCAUCAAGCAGAAGUGACUAGAGUAGUGACAGUGCGCUUGCCAACGACAGAUAGUAUAUCGGAUUACUUGCAUAGUGUGGAUGAUGAGGUGGCUGCAGUUCUAAUAGCAAAGAGAACUGUGUUGGAAGCGAAGACUACUCGAGAUGUUGCUGACAUGCGAGCUUCUGUAGAUGAGAGAGUUAAAGACAUUGCUGCGAAGUUUGGGAGCUAUAUUGCGAAGUCCAAGCUACGAGCUUUUCCUUCAAGUCUUUCAAGGUUGCCAGAACUCUUGUUUCAUUUGAAGCGUGGCCCUUUAUUGGGCAGCAUCAUAGGACAUGAAGAUGAGAGAGCUGUUUACAGGAAUCUCUACCUGCAGGCUGGCUUCGAUUUGUCAUUGCGUAUGAUGGCUCCAAGGUUGCUUAUGCAUCGGGAGGCAGGCACCUUCGAGGAGUUACCUGCUCAUGAUGUGGCCAUGCAGUCGGACGCUGUGAUUGUCUUAGAUCAUGGCAUUGAUGUCUUCAUCUGGACGGGUUUGAGAGUUGUGGCGGAUGAAGCUAGGAAUGCAGAAGCACAAGCAGCUUGUCACAUUCUUGCCCAAGAACUCACAGAGCAGCGUUUUCCAGCUCCUCGGAUGCUUUCGUUUAAGGAGGCAAGUUCUCAAGCCCGGUACUUGCAGUCAAGAUUAAUACCAGCACACAAAGAUCCUCCUUAUGAACAGGAGGCUAGGUUCCCCCAGUUACGGGUUCUCACGGUGGAGCAAAGAGCACGAUUGAAGAGCAGUUUCGUGCCCACUGAUGACCUGAGCUUCUGCGAGUGGAUGCGAAGUCUGAAGCUCAAUGUUUAGUGAACCCAUGCAUUAUAUUCCCUUUUUUGAUUGAACUGUAUAAAUGACAAAUUCAUUCAUCUCAUAUUUACCCGAUAUUCUUAUUCCGAAAGGACAUGCUGUUACAAGCUUUCAUUGACUUGUUAAAUUCACAUGAGCUACGUCCAUGUUCUGGUGAUUGGCACACGUUGAUUAGGCUACAAGCCAAAUAAAACAGGCCAUGGGUCUUGAAAACA
This is a messenger RNA of Physcomitrium patens, 3288 nucleotides long. The record is from RefSeq and is a predicted model, not a curated record. NCBI's taxonomy places the organism in Eukaryota, Viridiplantae, Streptophyta, Bryopsida, Funariales, Funariaceae.